ACAAAUAUAUAUAUUUUUUACUGUCACAAAUGAAUGUAAAUAUAUUAUAUAUGUAUAUAGUGAAUCUCCGUGUUGUAAUGUUGGUGUUAAUGAUGUCAUUUUCUUGGCUGUAUUUUUCUAGAAGGAUCCUUUUCGUCUUUAGCAACAGAUUUCCGCUCUAAUGCCGAAUCAGAAGCUAACUUCAACGUCGCGGUGACAGAAAGAGCGGGCUGCCAUUUGCUUUGGACGGUUCGUUUUGGACCCAAGAAAUGUCUGUUUCCUCACCCGGAGAAGCCAAGUGGAUCACCGGGAGCUGGUGUAAAGUGUUGGAGGAAAACCGACGAUCUGAAGGCUUUUAAGGAGUAAGAUGAAUGUCCGACUACCAAAGACCAUCUCCGUCAUAUGGGAGGUUGCUUCCCUGGAAAUAGAUUGACUUUAUUAACCACCUCUUUUAACUGCCUUCAAGAGGCUGCGGAAAGUCUAUAAUGGAAACCUCAAGUGCUGUUGUGAGGCAUUGUAACCCAACUCUCAACUCUCAUCUAGUGUUCCCCGACUCUUAACGAAGCCUGCUGCCUUAUUGAUACCUUUAACCAAACCGGUUCGACAGACGGCAGUCGACCAGAUCCCAGAAUGGUUGUGGUUUCCUUCAGGAUACGAAAAUGUCAUUUUGUGCAGCUGCUAGCCACAUGCCUUGUGCUGUCAACGGUGAUGGUUUGCUGGGAAGAACUAGACAACAAGGUUGUCAGUCACGUCAAGUCGUACUCCUUUCGGUACCUGAUCAACAGCUUUACCUACAUCAACAAAAGCCUCACCAUUCCACAUAAGCAGGCCCGGAGCUUCAGUAACUUUCAUUACCUGUUGGAUCAUCCGGAAAAAUGCGCUAACCAGGACGUCCUCCUCCUCCUGUUCGUCAAAUCCUCACCGAAGAACAUUGAAAGGCGUAAUGCAAUCAGAUCCACAUGGGGCAACGAGAGCUACAUACAAAACACUCUGGGGGUGACGGUCAGGGUACUGUUUGCCUUAGGAGCUCCCACAACCAAGGAAAAUGAGCCAUCGUGGAGCAGGAAGAGUGGCUUCGGCUUCCAGGAACAGCUCGUUGAAGAGGAUCGCCUCCACAGAGACUUGAUCCAGAAAGACUUUGUGGACUCUUUUUACAAUCUGACCCUGAAACUGAUCUUACAGUUCCACUGGGUGCACAGUCGCUGUGCACACGCCCGCUUCUUCAUGACUGCUGAUGAUGACAUCUUCGUCCACAUGCCCAACUUGUUGAAGUACCUCCAGAACGAAAGUGCCAGGGGUGUCACUGAUUUUUGGGUUGGACGUGUACACAGGGGAGCCCCACCGGUUCGCAGCAAAUACAGCAAGUACUACGUCUCCUUUGAGACAUAUCCGUGGUUGUCUUAUCCGGAUUACACCGCCGGAGCCGCCUAUGUGGUCUCUAGGGACGUAGCAGCCAAAAUCUACCAAGCCACUCUGGCCCUGAACGCCUCAAUCCACAUAGAUGACGUGUUCAUGGGCAUCUGCGCCAGCGCCAUGGGCCUGUCUCCGCAGGAGCACCCAUAUUUUGCAGGGGAAGGCAAGGCGCCUUACCACCCCUGCAUCUACGACCAGAUGAUAACAUCACAUAGCCACGUGGAUGACAUUUAUGAUUUAUGGAGGGCAGCGACGGACCCACAGGUAAAACAGGAGACCUCUGGGUUGUUCGGAAGCCUGUACUGCACAGUCGUGAGGGUGUCUCUCCUCUGCAGGCCCUCCUUUGUGGGCACCUACCCUUGCAAGGCUGCUCUGUGGUAAUACUCAGGUUUGUCAGUGUGAAACAAAGUAGGAAAUAUACAUGCCGAUCGGCCAAUAACUAAAUCCUGAUCGCAUCUAGUUAAGUACUUAGUAAAUUAGUCGAUGAUUGCUAACAUUUAGUCAAAAAAAACAUGAGGCAGGAUAUAUUCUAGACUUGUGGUAGGCAGUGGGCAUAUAAAGAUGAUGUUUACAUUAAUAAAUAUGAAAUAUUAUUUAUAGCUAAAUUCCUGAAUGUUGUGGUUUAGUCUUAACCGAAACUAUUACAAUUAAAACAAAUGUAAUUACUAUAACUUGAUCUAUACCAAAAACCAUAAAACCAAUGAAGACCUACUAGUUUAUCUAUGUUUCAAGUUUGGUCUUGUAUUAAAACCCGCACAGGAGACUGCCAAAUAUCAAUAAAUUAUUCUGUUUUGACCAAAACAUCAUCUAAAUUUGAGGGGUAUAAAGUAAGUUAUUAGAAAAAGACUCCUAAUAAAUCAUCAGGUUUUUAUUGCUGUCCUCAUACGGAUUCCACUGGAGAUUGAUGACUGAAUGACUAUUACCAUAUCAUUCUAUCAGUCCUAAUUGAUUAGAAGUUUAUUCUCUGUGAUAAAUAUGGAAAAUAUCCAAAUUUUGUAUGUAUGUUUUGUUUUUUAGCUCUGCUAUUACCUCAGUCCUUUUCAUUUGGACGUCAGCACUGUGUUUAAUGUUAAAGAAAAAGCCAAAGGUUUUUUAUUUUUUGUUUACUUACACAUUUGUAUAAGACUAUCAGUCAUAUUUAUGCUGCAGUUUGAGUUGAUUAUAAUACUUGUGGUCCACGGAAUGUGAAAACAUUAUUUAGAGACGUGUGUUCGGAUCUUUAUACGAGUGCUGGUUUUGAUAGUUUUUCCUAAGUUCCACUGACAGGAUCUUCAAACCGUCGGUGUUCUGCAGCACUUGUCUUUGCUUUGAUGUUUUCAUGUUUAGAGCUUUCAAAAAAUGCUGAAAAUGUAACUAAGAAAAAUGGCAGUAUGUUGAAUUUGUUUCUUUUUUUUUAAGUGACCUCAGUUGAAUAAAAUUGGCAGCGUUUUGUGUGCACAGACUUCA
Messenger RNA from Oryzias melastigma (Indian medaka), 2838 nucleotides. RefSeq names its product lactosylceramide 1,3-N-acetyl-beta-D-glucosaminyltransferase A. Bases 610 to 1773 code for a protein of 387 amino acids. The record is from RefSeq and is a predicted model, not a curated record. Lineage: Eukaryota; Metazoa; Chordata; Actinopteri; Beloniformes; Adrianichthyidae. The transcript is spliced from 2 exons. Gene Ontology annotation, cellular component: membrane. Gene Ontology annotation, biological process: brain development.